ACACACACACACACACACACACACACACACACACACACACACACUUACACUUCUGUUCCAUUCAUUGGUCUCUGUCCCUGGCUGGAAGCAGGAGUUAAGGCUGGCCUCGAAUGCCCCAUUCCGGUCUCACUCUAGCCCAAGAUCCCAGAGGCUGCUUCCCAGGAAGAAUCUUCAAGGAAGCAAGCCUUAGAGAAUACAGUGGCUGCAUGUGUAUGGCAGGGACAGCUUGGCAGAGCGUGUGUGUGCCUGGGGCUGUGAGGGCGUGUGUCUACAUCUCUGCAUUGGGCCUGUGUCUCCAGAUGUCUGUGGCGUCCGCGGCGGGGAAGUGACUGUGUGGCCUGUUAACAGUGUGAGAGGCUGCUCAUCAGUGCAGUGGGCUGGCGGUCAGAAGGCUCUGGCACUCUCCCCGUUACCUCCAACAAGCCAUUUAUAUUCUCUGGCUUUCAGUUCCCUCCACUGUACAAUGAGCAGCAUCUGAAAUUAUUUUUAAGGUUCUUCCAAACCUGAAGGAAUUUCUUCAUAGGAAUUUCUGUAGAGGUGGAUAAGGAGGUAUCUGUGUUGUCUUUUGAGUACAUCUGGUGGCUUCCUGAGUUGCACAUCAUUCAUUGCUUCCUCCUAUGGUGGAAAAGAGAGGAGGAAGUUCCUGUGGGACCUGUGUAUGCCUGAGUACAAUCGGAUCUUUUGGGAAAUGUGUGAGUGUGUGUCUGUGUGUGUCUGUGGAUGUGCACGUGUAUGUGAGUAUCUAUGGUGUGUGUAGCUGUGUGGGUGUCUGAGAGUCAGAAUAUAUGUACUACUGCUUCUGCUGCUGUUUCUCAGUGGUGGCAGGGGUGGGGGUGGUGGCUAGAAAAGCUGAGGAUGAAAAUCAAAAGGGAGAAGGUGACCAAGGCCCUCCCCUGGGCCUGGGCAGUAUAGAUCUGCCCCGUGCGAAGGAAAGCAAAAGCACAGAUAGCCCACGCCUGGUCAGGUCUAUGCCGCACAAACCCCGUAUCCCAGGGCCACUCCUCCAUGCUGACCUCCCCCACGUGCUGGCCAAUCCACUCUAAUAUAUACCACUCACAUGGUGCCAGCGUGCACAGGACACACACACAGCCCAGUUCCUGGCUGCCAGUCCUGGGAGGUGGGAGUUGGGAGGGGGCAAGGGCAGUGAGAAGAGAGAGUAAGGCUGCUGGCUUAGGAGGGGUAGCACCUCUCCCUGCACCACACCCAGGGACUGCCAGCUCCUGAGUGCUGAGGUGCAGCUCUCCACCCUCAACUCCUCCAACCCACGCCUAACUUCUCCAGUGCAGGGACCCCAGUUAGAUGAUGAGAAAAUGCCAAAGGGAGGCAAGGACGGAGAAGACACCUGCAGGACUCACACGGCCCGUACUGGUCCCCACCUGAGCCUGUUUCUCCCCCCGCCCCCCGCCCCGGUCAGCAUACCCACCCCCCGUCAUCUGGGCCCCAAAACCAAGCUUCCUACUACUACUACCACCACCACCCCCCGCCUCCUUGACUCACCCUUCGAGAACGUGGGUACCUCCUCUUUUCCAGUCAGGGCCCCCGCCAAGGCUCACUUAGACUGCUGCCUUUGCUGCUGACAUGCUGUGUGACUCUGGCCCACUGCUCAACCUCUCUGGCCCUGAGGAAUAAGGGAAAGGCUCCCUCCCCACAAGAUAUACCUAAUUCCCUGGCAGGCAAGGGCUUCUACCUGAGGCAGUGUAGCGGAGAGAAGUACGAAGCUGGCAGCCAGCACUUUCUGGGUCUAGGGAAAGUGCAUGGUUCCCUCCUUCCCUGUGAGGGAGGUUGGAGGGGAGGAAUCGAGGCCUUAGUUUGCCCCCUGCCACCCUUGCCCCUUGUAGAUACUGCCUUAACACUCCCUCUACCCUCAGCUCUGGCUGCCAGCCAGCCGUUUCUCCGUGCUCACUAAUUUAUUUCCAGGAAGGUGUGUGGAAGACAUGAGCCGUGUAUAAAAUUUUUUUUAACGUUUCCAUCGCAGUAUUGACCAUCAUCCUUGGUUGUGUAUCGUGUAACACAAAUAAUGAUAUUAAAAGCAUCAAACAAGCCAGCCUCAGCUCCCUACCUGGGGUGCGGGCAAGGGGCAGAUGGGCCGGGAAGGGCAGAGGACCGAUCCUCUGAAUGCGCAUUUCACCCUACCUCCACCUGUGGGUUCCCAGGCUCGGCCUGCCACCGACCAGCUGCAACGGCUCUGGAUGACUCAGUUGACCCCUCAGAAUCUCUGUUUCUCUUCAUCACAGUGAGAAGCUUCGCCUAGAAGAUCUCCAGGGACCUUGUGAACUCUUGGAAAUUGGGCUGUUUUGAGAGGCUUGAGGCAGGAAGAGACUGGGGUAGGGAGGAAAUCAGACCUCUUCACCUCUCCAGGGAUGGGGCUGAGCCAGGUGAUAUCAUAAUGGGCAUUGCCCAUCCUAGAGAGGGAAUCAGGGUGGGGUAGGAGCAAGAAGGCUGUGAGGGAGGGAAGCUGAGAGAUCCUCCACAGGAGGGGGGUCGCAGCAGCUGGGGCACCUGCUGAGCUGUCUGGGAAAGGGGAUUGGGUGGUCACUGAUGUAUUGCAGGAGCCCCUAGUAGGUAGAGCCCACCACGGCAUCCCCUAGACCCCACUAUGUUCCUCUUUUCCCAUAAGACUAAGACCCCCAUCAGCACCUACAGUGACUCCUACAGGGAUCCUACCUCCAUCAAGGAGGGCUAUAAGGACCCACCUCUGUGGGCCUGGGAAGCCAACAGGUUUGUGACUCCGGGCCUGACUCAGACUGUGCAGCGCCACGUGGAUCCUGAAGCCCAGCAGAAGACGGUCAAGUGUGCUGUGCAGGACUACAGCUAUAAGAGUUCCAUACCAGGCCACCCCUACUUGCCUGAGAAAUACUGGCUGUCUCAAGAGGAAGACAAAUGCAACCCAAACCACCUGUGCGGUAACCGGUAUAAUACAUGGAAGAUGGGACCUUACAACUGUACGGGCUGGAACAAAUGUGCCACAUACCUUCCUCGGCUGCCUAAGGAGGCCGGGAUGGAGACAGUAGUUCGAGGAAUGCCCUUGGUGUACCCUCCUAAGCCGGAGCGACUCAACGCCUACGAGCGCGAGGUAGUGGUGAACAUGCUGAACUCGCUGUCACGGAACCAGCCGCUGCCAGAGAUCACGCCCCGCUGCGGGUGUGUGGACCCGCUGCCGGGCCGCCUGCCCUUCCAGGGUUAUGAAAGCGCUUGCUCGGGCCGCCACUACUGUCUGCGCGGCAUGGACCACUGCGUCGCCGGGCCACCAUGCACCGAACGUCGCCUGCGGCUUUUGCGCACGGAGCGGCCGACUGCAAGGAGUGUAUCGCCCUGCAAGCACCGGCCGGGAAUGCAAUGUGCUGUUAUAACUCCCCCGCCGUCAUACUACCCUUGUCCGAACCUUAGAUGGGACACAAGUCACUUCAAGAAGACCGGUGGCCCCCAGAGAAACAACUACGUCGUCCACCCUGAGUUUGUGUCUGAGACCUAUCCUGACUACCAUCGCCGGUAGAGCCCGGGCUGGCCGGUCCAAGGGGGCUGAACAAUAAAUAAAUUCUUCAUCCUAAAGGCUGCCUCUCGUGUCCUUACCCAGCAGGAUCUGGCAAUGAGGAGCCAGUCACUCAGGCCUCUGC
Molecule: messenger RNA, 3614 nt
Organism: Delphinapterus leucas (beluga whale)
Lineage: Eukaryota; Metazoa; Chordata; Mammalia; Artiodactyla; Monodontidae
Source: RefSeq, a predicted model, not a curated record